Messenger RNA from Venustampulla echinocandica, 2115 nucleotides. RefSeq lists its product as uncharacterized. Gene Ontology annotation, molecular function: DNA binding; zinc ion binding; DNA-binding transcription factor activity, RNA polymerase II-specific. The record is from RefSeq and is a predicted model, not a curated record. Gene Ontology annotation, biological process: regulation of DNA-templated transcription; DNA-templated transcription. The transcript is spliced from 4 exons. The coding region runs from base 1 to 2115 and encodes 704 amino acids. Lineage: Eukaryota; Fungi; Ascomycota; Leotiomycetes; Helotiales; Pleuroascaceae.
AUGUCGUCGGGUGCGGAUGAAGAGCCUCAUUCUUCCGCAGCACCUGAGAUAGGCCAGAACCAAAGGAAACACCCCUGUGUGCUUUGUCAACAGCGCAAGGUCAGGUGUGAUCGGAAUAGCCCUUGUGCCAACUGCACAAAGGCACGAGUGGAAUGUGUUUCCCCAGCAAAACUUCCCCAUAAGAGACGGAAGCGGAGAUUUCCCGAAGCAGAACUGCUUGCGCGCCUGAGGAAAUAUGAAGAGCAUCUCAGGGGCUAUGGUGCUGACAUCGACGCCAUUAAUCGUGAGGAGACCCCUAUUCCUGCAACAUCUUCAGUCCCGGUUAAGACCGAAGAUCCUGCGUAUCUGGAUGGCUACAGGUCAUUGUCGGUGCGCUGGUCACUGAAGAACGUAAACAGUAAUUUAUGGAAUGACUUGAGCCACGAGUUUCGCGAUAUAGAAGAAAUACUCCAGGGGUCUUCAGAUGAUGAAUUAGAGACCCCCAUAACCACAACCUAUGAUGAAGCCUUUUUAGAUGCCGGAGAUCUCUUACUUCCGGGGCCAGCCGUCGACGAUUUGGCUUCGCUACAUCCUCCACCUGUGCAAAUAUUUAGGCUCUGGCAGACAUUUCUGGACAACAUCAAUCCGUUGAUCAAGCUUUUCCAUGCUCCAACAGUCCAACAACAAGUCCUCGAAGCCAGCGCGAAUCUAAACGCUGCCUCCACAAAAAUACAGGUGUUGAUGUUUGGAAUUUACUCGAUGGCAAUCGCAUCUUUAAGUGAGGAGGAGUGCAAAGUGAUGUUUGACGGAGACAAGGAAACGCUCCUGAAUCAGUACCAGUCUGGCGCCCGUCAAGCCCUGCUUCGGGCGAGUUUUCUUCGUACUUCCGAUAUGACCAUUUUACAAGGAUAUAUGCUCUAUCUGUACUCUUUUCAUUCCUUCGCACUAGAUCCUCGCGCCCUAUUCUGCUUGACAGGAAUUGCUAUCCGCAUGGCUCAGAGGAUGGGCUUGAACUUUGAUGGCACGCUUUAUGGACUUAUGCCAUUUGAGAUAGAGAUGCGACGAAGGCUGUGGUGGCAAUUACUUUUCCUCGAUAGCCGUGUAGGAGAGAUAUCAGGAUUCGGGCCUUCAAUUCUUCAACAUACCUGGACCACAAAGCUUCCCUCGAACAUGAAUGAUAGCGAUCUAUUUCCGGACAUGAGAGACCCUACUGUAGAACACCUUGGGAUCACUGAAAUGGUCUUCGUGCUUCAAAAGUGCGAGGCCGCCCAGUUCAUGCAGCAGUUUAAGUCGGCCACCGGGCUAUCGGCCAUUGACCAGAAGGCCAUCGAUGACUUUGAACAACGACUAGAACAGCGAUAUCUCAAGUAUUGCGACCCACAAGUGCCCGUUCAUCUUAUCUCACGCCUAGUGGCCAGUACCUCCAUCGCCAAGCUCCGAAUCGGUGUAACACAUCCUCAUCUAAUGUCAGCCCGCGGUGUUGAGUUGUCCCAGGCUCAAAAGGACAGUGGGUUUAUUUUGAGUCUGUGCCAAAUCAAAAACCAUCAGACCUUGACGCAUUCGAAAUCUCUGGGUCGGUUUCAGUGGUAUGUAAACAAACACUUCCCCUUCCCAGCAUACCUCAUCCUGCUCCGCUCCCUACGAGAGCGAACAAGCGACGCUCUGGCAGAUGAAGCCUGGAAGAUUCUCGAAGAGUACUUUGACAAUCGUCCCGUCGGCCUUGGUGCAAAGUGGCGCUCGAAACAGACGCUGCACGUGGCUCUAGCAAACCUGGUGGUCAAGGCUUGGGAAGCUCGAGAAGCUGCAGGUCAACCUUUUCAGCCGAUGCUUCAGACUCCGCAGUUUAUUCUUCGGUUGAAACAGGAUAUAGCCUCUCAUAAGUCACCGGCUUCAAUUCCACCAACGCAAUCCACCGGCACUCUGCCAGAAGGCCCUAGUGCAGGCAUCGAUUCAUCUGAAGGAGCCUGCAUGUGGAUAGAUCAACCAUCGAUGGAUGUAGGUGCGGGCUUUGACGAUGCUGCAAUGCCUGGAGCCAUCGAUUCUUCCUCGUGGGCAUUUUGGGGGGAUUAUAUGCAAAUUCCGAUUGUUGGGCAGGGCUUUGAUGGGGGUGCAACCCAAGAAUUUUACCAGAACUAA